AUGGCCAGGAGAGCAGCCCUCACUCCCAGCAGUCGUGCAGUCCUGGGCCCUCAAGAAUUUGGCCCCAUCUUCUUCCUGAAGGGGCUUCUCAACUUUCCCAAGCCAGGCAGUGGGAAUGGUGACAAGGCUGACGAUGGCCAUGGGGCCCUAUGGGGGGCCGGCUGGCGCAGGCUGGUGGCUCCACAAUCCAUCUGGCCCCUGCUGCCCCUGACCAAUUCGUGCGUGGGCUCAAUUUCCCUCCAGGCCAGGGCAGAGCUCCUCUCUACCUCAAACCUGUCCCAGACCCCUGGCCCAAGGAAGUUGUCCCAGGUCUGUAGGUACUUCCAGAGAGGCUUCUGCUCCCGUGGAGAUCAGUGCAGCUUUCAGCACCCACAGCCUCCUGGCGCCCUGGAGUGGGGCCGCCGCCAUUCAGAGCCACACCUCGCCCUGCCAGGGCCCCAGCUGGGGCUGACCCGCAGGGGCUCUGAGCCCACCUACCUGCCCUCCUUGGGUGUGGACUGGGGCUGGGCCAGGGCCUGGUGGGGCCCGAAACCUAGCCUGGAGGAUCCGGCCAGCAAGGUGGAGGAGGUUGGUGGCAGUUCCUGGAAGCUCCUGUCUCCAACAUCUGCUGACAGAGAUCACAGCUACUCUCAGGAGUCUCAGCCCAAGUCAGACGUUGCCCAGGAGCUCGUGGCCCUACUUCAGAGCCUGGAUCUUGAGGAGCAGCAGCGGGAGCAGGACAGUCGGGACGUAGUGUGUGGCAUCUGCAUGGACAAGGUGUGGGAAAAGCCAGAGGCUGAGCGAGUCUUUGGCAUCCUCCCCAACUGCCCCCACGCCCACUGCCUGGGCUGUCUGCGCACCUGGCGGAAGAAACGACAGGACUUCUCCAAGGACAUCAUCAAGGCCUGUCCCCAGUGCCGCAUCCAUUCCAGCUACAUCAUCCCCCACAAAUUCUGGGUGAGCAAGGGGGCUGAGAAGGAGCAACUCAUCAAGAACUUCAAAGCACGGACCAGCCAGAUCCGAUGCCGGUUCUUUGUGCGAGGGAAUGGCUACUGCCCCUUCAAGUCUGACUGCAUCUACUUGCACCAGCUCCCUGCUAAGGCCCCAAUCUCUGGUCCUGCCUGGCCCGAGAGUACUGAGUCCAGCAAGGUUCCUAGGGGGCUCCGAGCUGGAGGACGAUGUGGUCUUCACAGACUGUGCCCUGGCCAUGGCCUUCUGGGGCUCAGAGCUCCUACUGGAUCCCAGCCAUUCUUACCACAGCCUCCUAUAACCAGGCUCACCUUGCAAGGGAUGGGGAGAUGGGGGUGAGCAGCAGUGUUGCUAGGUGGUAGGUCUUUCCCUUGGCAGGUACAUGGGGAGGGGGGCAGCAAAAGAAAGUGAGCCCUUCACCCCAUGAACUGUAGCAGUGACACAGCUGGGGAAUGUGGGUGGGGUGGUGGGUUCCCAGGAACAAGGAAGUGUUCUCACCCUCUUUCCAGGGUUUUGGCUUUUAACUUUGCUCUUUUGUAGAAGGAUUCUGAAAGGAAACCAAUAAAAUGCACCUAAGCCAUCACUACUUGUGUCUGAAGAGUGGUCUGCUCAUAGUCGGGCCAGUGCCCUGAGACAAGGGAAAUAAGGCUGCUUCUGCAUUCAGCCUGUUGCAAUAGCACAUGUCAUGUAGUUUCUGGAAAUCUCUGUAGGCUCAUAAGAGAAUGAGAGUGGACAGGGCAAAUAAUAUCUUAGUGUCUCCAGGAUCCCCCAGGAUCUUUGAACCAUACUUUGAGAACCUUUACCUUAGAACUCUCCUCUCUGCUCCCUUUCCU
Choloepus didactylus (southern two-toed sloth) is the source of this 1781-nucleotide messenger RNA. Its product is annotated as probable E3 ubiquitin-protein ligase makorin-1. Gene Ontology annotation, molecular function: ubiquitin protein ligase activity; metal ion binding. Bases 1 to 1287 code for a protein of 428 amino acids. NCBI's taxonomy places the organism in Eukaryota, Metazoa, Chordata, Mammalia, Pilosa, Megalonychidae. Gene Ontology annotation, biological process: protein polyubiquitination. The record is from RefSeq and is a predicted model, not a curated record. The transcript is spliced from 10 exons.